Molecule: messenger RNA, 1296 nt
Organism: Manduca sexta (tobacco hornworm)
Lineage: Eukaryota; Metazoa; Arthropoda; Insecta; Lepidoptera; Sphingidae
Exons: 2
Coding region: 145-858 (237 amino acids)
Source: RefSeq, a predicted model, not a curated record
AAAAAAAUAACAGCCUAUUACCCGAGGAAUCAUGAAGUGCGGACUUAAUUGUAAGGCUUGAUACCAAUGAUUAUAUUUUAGAAUCCAACAAUUUUCAUACUAUUAGCCAAAAGACGUUUUUAGUUUAGUGUUUGUGACUUUCAGAUGCACUGGUUAAUAAUUUGCAUACUCGUGACGUACAUUUCCGGCGGCGGUGGAGUUACUAAAGCAUCAGGAAUCGAUCAAUUUUGGACCGAUGACUACAAGGUGUUCGACCAAAUCUACGGGAAGACGUCAGACAAAGACAUCUAUGGAGACUCCCUGCCGCCGAGCAUCACGUUCCCUGGCCUGCAGGAACAGGUGACAGACAAAAAAGAAACAUACAACCUCGACUACGACAAAGACUUGUACACACUCGAAAGCAUCCACCACGACUACUCAAGUAAAAGUAAAACGAAAAAGAAACCUGCAUCGUCAUACAACUUUAUUAGCUACAAUGACUUUAAGCCGAUAAGUCAGGAGAAUGACCCGGAAACAUACAAUUAUUUGAAACACUUAGAAGAUUUUGAUAAAGAAAAGAAAUCUAACCAGCCGACGUACGGUGGUUUUAAACCUUUUACUAACCUUGGAGACCCUGAAGAUACGGAAGGUUAUAAAAGCAUUCAAGACAUUUUAGAUGCGCAUGAAACAAAAAAAGGGAAGAAAGGAAAUGAUGUGAAAUACUUGACAUACGGAAGGGAUAAAAAGAAGAAACCCUCAAGAUACCGAAAUGUAGCUUACAGUAGCAAACUAUGCGUGUCUGGAAGAUGCAGGAAGAGGAAUAAUGUACGUGUGACGCGACCGUAUGUGCGAAGAAUAAAACAUAGGACUUAUGGAUAAACAUUGUUAUUUUAACCUUUUUGAUUUCUGUACAAUUUUCAAUGCGAAUCUUCUCAUUGCUAAUAAUACUCCUGAAUGAAAUUAAAUAAGAAAAUUAAGAAUAUGUAUUACAGAAUAAUUGAGUUUUAAAAUACUACGUCAGUAGGAAGGGUAUUUCCUUUGUCGCUAUACGUAAGAUUUUUUGUUUAUGAUAAUUAGUCGACUAUUUAUUUCAAUUGUAAGAACGAUUAUUUAUUAUUGACCAUUGAAUGUAUGGCAGUCAUGUCCAUCUUUGCUUUAAAAAAACUAAGCACUUACAAUGUAUAAUGAAUAAGUACCUGUUUGAUUUACGUUUAGUUAUUUUUUUUAUAACUUUUGAUAAGUAAGUAUUGCAGAGGUAACAUACGCCGCUGAGUAAUUUUAAUUUAUUGUGAAUAAAUUAUACUUAUAAUAAGCAUA